CACAAUGGGCUCAUGCACAUCAAGGCCAAGCAGCAGACCGAGUUCUCAUAAGUACUCCCAUAGGUCCAGGAAACGAAUUGGAAAGAGUCCGUAUCCACUACCUGAAUUUUCUGUGAGUAAUUUUGUUCAGGUUGAAACUGCUGGAAAAAGACGGCGAAAAUCAGUUAUUUCAAAUUUGAAAUUCCAUCUAACUCAGUUGCAAUGGCAUCACACUCAAAUGGAUAUUCAUGGAAUAUGUCAGGAGGCAUGGUUUGACUCUGCCAGCAUAAUUGAGUCUGACAGUGAUGACGAAUUUAUCAGCGUUGAUGGAGGUAACACACCAACUGAAAAAAAGGAGGCUGAGAUGUUGCAAUAUGAAAAUGUUUCACGAGUUGUUGAUGCACUGCGCAAGUUGGAUGAUCGUAGUGGUACUCCAAUGACAUUGGCUGUGGAAGAAUAUCUGAAAAGAGAAGGUAAAAUAGAGAGAAUAUCCUGCAAAGAUGAUGAAAAAGAUGACAAUUGUGCAACUAUCAGACCAUUACAUCAUGAAUUUACUGCUGAUAGUGUCAGUAAGAUGUCAAACGCAGAAGUUUCUACAUGGAAGAAAGGACUUUUAGUAAAUUCUUAUGGUAGCUUUAAAGGUUUGAAAGAAAUACAUGAUACCGAAGAACAAUCAAUUGUGAACAAGAUGCAGUCCCAUUUGAGCAGAUUAGUUUCUUCAUUGAGUUUUAACGAUAAGAUCUAUCAAAUGAGUACUCUUAGUCCAUCACAGCAAACAAGAAAAUCAACUGUUAUCAGGCUUUCUUACUGCAAGAGGGCGUCUUGCGAAGGAGAAGCAACUACAGAGUUCUGUUCAGCUAAGAAAUUCUUAGUUCGUCCAAAAGGAGGGUUAGUGAUUCCAAGAUCCCCAGGGGAGAAGCCAACUGCAGGAUGCUGGUCCUUUCUUGAUCCAUCAACUUUUGAACUUCGUGGAGAAAGCUACUUCAGGGAUAAGAAAAAAUAUCCUGCUCCAAACUAUGCACCAUAUUAUCCAAUCGGUGUUGACCUGUUCAUGUGCCCAAGCAAAGUAAAUCAUAUUGCUCAACAUAUUGAACUUCCCCAAGUCAAGACACAUGCAAAACUUCCUUCACUUUUGAUCGUUAAUAUCCAGAUGCCUACAUAUCCUGCUGCAAUGUUUCUUGGUGAUAGUGAUGGGGAGGGGAUGAGCUUAGUAUUAUAUUUUCAAAUUUCUGAAUGUUUUGAUAAAGAAGUUUCUGAUAAUUUCCAGAAUUUAGUAAGGAAAUUUAUUGAUGAUGAAAUGGAAAGGACCAAAGGGUUUGCAAUGGAAACCACCAUUCCAUUUAGAGAGAGGUUGAAAAUCCUUGGUGGGUUGGUUAACCCAGAGGAUCUUAGUUUGAGUUCCACAGAAAGGAAGCUAAUACAAGGCUACAAUUUUAAGCCUGUACUUUCACGCCCUCAACACAGUUUUUAUCAGGGUGAAAAUUACUUCGAGAUUGACCUUGAUAUACAUCGGUUCAGCUACAUAUCAAGAAAGGGACUAGAAGCAUUUAGAGAACGUCUGAAGGAUGGAAUACUUGAUCUGGGUUUGACAAUUCAGGCUCAGAAGGUAGAUGAACUCCCCGAGCAGGUCCUCUGCUGCGUGAGGCUGAAUAAGAUCGACUUUGUCAAUCAUGGGCAAAUUCCAAGCAUCGUUGCCCUCGACAAUUGAUGUGGAUCAACAGUGAACAAGUAGCCGUGUUGAAUGUGAUUCGCUUAUUACUUUAUUGAUUUCUUUCUCCAGCAAUUUACCCCAUUUUGUGUU
Molecule: messenger RNA, 1780 nt
Organism: Zingiber officinale
Lineage: Eukaryota; Viridiplantae; Streptophyta; Magnoliopsida; Zingiberales; Zingiberaceae
Exons: 9
Coding region: 5-1687 (560 amino acids)
Source: RefSeq, a predicted model, not a curated record